Boleophthalmus pectinirostris (great blue-spotted mudskipper) is the source of this 387-nucleotide messenger RNA. Its product is annotated as glucose-induced degradation protein 8-B homolog. The transcript is spliced from 2 exons. Gene Ontology annotation, cellular component: nucleus; cytoplasm. Lineage: Eukaryota; Metazoa; Chordata; Actinopteri; Gobiiformes; Gobiidae. The annotation marks the transcript as partial. The record is from RefSeq and is a predicted model, not a curated record. Gene Ontology annotation, biological process: positive regulation of canonical Wnt signaling pathway; proteasome-mediated ubiquitin-dependent protein catabolic process.
GUUAAGGAAGCUGCAGAGAAGUUUCGAUUGGAGUCUGGGAUUGAGCCUUGUGUAGAUUUGGACUCUCUUGAUGAACGGAUUAAGAUCAGAGAGAUGAUCCUGAAAGGGCAGAUCCAGGAUGCUAUUGCACUUCUUAACAACUUGCACCCAGAACUACUAGGCACCAAUCGUUAUCUCUGCUUUCACCUGCAGCAACAACACUUGAUAGAGCUCAUUCGUUUACGGGAGACUGAAGCGGCCCUUGAGUUUGCUCAGGCCCAGUUAGCAGAACAAGGCGAGGAGAGCCGAGAAUGCCUGACUGAAAUGGAAAGGACACUUGCGCUUCUGGCAUUUGACAACCCAGAGGCCCACUACAUGGACUUAAUUUAUUGCUUUACAGUAGCAUAA